This is a messenger RNA of Aureobasidium musti, 1287 nucleotides long. The record is from the annotation of a GenBank genome assembly. NCBI's taxonomy places the organism in Eukaryota, Fungi, Ascomycota, Dothideomycetes, Dothideales, Saccotheciaceae.
AUGACAACCGUCACCUACAACACCGUCACGCGCGACACGGCCAGAGCCACUGUCAAUGCUGUCCAUGGCCACACCUCGCUACUCGUUUCACGUGCAGAGGCCUCCAAAUCCGAUGAAGAAGCAAAGCGCCGCCUCCUCUCGUCGCGUAAACUUUCGCUUGUCGUCGAUCUCGACCAGACCAUCAUACAGGCCACUGUCGACCCCACUGUCGCCGAAUGGCAGAAAGACCCCCAAAACCCAAACUACCCUGCUGUCAAGGACGUCCGCGCUUUCCAGCUCAUAGAUGAUGGCCCUGGCGCAAGAGGUUGUUGGUACUACAUCAAGUUGCGCCCUGGUCUUGAGGAGUUCCUGUCCACCAUAUCCAAGUACUACGAGCUGCACAUCUACACCAUGGGUACUCGUACCUAUGCUCAGAACAUUGCCAAAAUCGUGGACCCUGAUCGCAAGAUCUUCGCCGAUCGCAUUCUCAGCAGAGACGAAAGCGGAAGUCUGACUGUCAAGAACCUCAAGCGCCUGUUCCCUGUCGACACAAAAAUGGUCGUUAUUAUCGAUGACAGAGGCGAUGUUUGGCACUGGUGCCACAACCUCGUGAAGGUCACUCCUUACGACUUCUUUGUCGGCAUCGGCGACAUUAACUCCAGCUUCCUUCCUAAACGACCUGGUCUGGAGCCGAGACCUUCUCAAUCUGCUAGUCCCGACGCACCAGACCCUUCAGUCGAUGCACAAUCAGCCGUCACUUCGCCAGCCGACUCGACAGGAAGUAAGGUCUCUGCCAUUGACCAGUUAGUCUCCAUGGGUGGUGGCAACGACCCUACCAAGCUCAAGGAACAGACAUCGGAGCAAGGAGAAGCCAUCACCGCUCAACUCACCGACCGUCCUUUGCUGCAGAAGCAGAAAAUUCUGGACGCUGCAGAAGAAGAUAGCAACGGCACAAACGAACAAUCCUCAGAGAAUGAUGCAGCAUCUGUACCCGAUGCACCUGUCGAGACACACAAGUAUCGCCAUAACCUUCUGCAAGACAACGACACCGAGCUUCGCUACCUUCAGCGUAGCCUGCAAUCGGUUCACUCGGCCUUCUUCGAGGAGUAUGACCGCAGGACUGCUGGCCCCAAGGAUGGUCGUGUUGCCGAAUUACGCUCUGGCCCCAAUGUCAACCUCACAACAGACAAACUCGAUAGUCUUCCUGACGUAACAAGCAUAAUGGCAGCCAUGAAGAUGAAGGUACUCAAAGGUGUGCAUAUAGUCUUCUCCGGAGUUAUGCCAUUAGGGGUUCAACCCCAAAAGUAA